CAGUUAUGGAGGUAACACGGCUAUCGUUGCUGUUGGCUUCAUUGAUCCUUAUUCUCUACUGGACAACCUCCUCAGCUCAGUCACAUGACCUCCCAUCUUCUGACCUCUCACCAGCCUACAGGGUGAAGAGGGACCAGCCCUUUGAGAACAGAGAAAAGGUUAAAGAGACCUUCCAGGCCAUAACUGACGCUCUGUCUCUGGUCAAAGACCUUACGGAAGUGGUUGACGUCCUGAAGAAGCUCUCCAAAUUUGCUAGUGUGGCUCCCGGCGCCGUUGGUGUGAUCUUCUCUGUGGUCAACAUGGUCUUGUGCUGGUGUACAACACAGCCGAUAAUGGAUAUUACACACUAAACAGUCUGACUAAAGUCUACGUGGGCAAGGUCACCGUCGCUGUUGGCAGCAUACAGAAAGCGGAUGUGGAGAGCGAAGUCAAAAUUAUGAACGCAGCCAGAAGAUGCUUUAAAAAUUGUGACGUCAAGAGCACAAUACAGCAAUGCAAGAUUAAAGACGAUGUAGACAUUUCUACUGGUUUGGGUGAUCAAAUAUUGACUUUUCCCUUUACAAGUUAUGCUAAAGUGGCAUAUUCACAUACAACCAGUUAUACAGAUUUUGUUGAGGUCCCAGCACCUCUUGGAAAAACAUCGUGUGGGUGGUCAUAUGAGCUAUCUGUACAUUUCUCCAUGAGCAUACCUGUCUGCUAUAAUCGUAAAUGUCAGAACAGAGGAUGGUGCAGGAGGCUGGCGGACUCCAACCUUAGUCUGUGUGAGUGCGAGUAUGGAUACUACGGAGAGAGCUGUGAAAACAGAAUGGACACAUCAGUGAUCCAGACGAUUCUGUCUCAAUACCCUGUGCCCACUAUCAUCACCUCCAGUGGCAGACUGAAAAUGAUACAGUCCAAAUUGGAACAGGUCAUCAACUGUGUCAACACCAGAUAUGGUUAACAGCAGAUACCUGCAGACGGACGACAGCAACAACCACUUCCUUCCAACUGACAAAGUAACAGCAACAUGCAGGAGUAAAUCAAUCAAUCAAUCAGAGUUCUUCAAGCUGCGACUAGUUGGCUCCAAAGUCCAAAAAAUCAUCACAGAUACUAAAUUAUGCCUCAGUCUGAACUUUAACAGUAUGUGUGACGAUAUGGGACAUCAUUUGAUGACUGUGUGUGGAGGCAGACAUUGAAAGAUGUGUAUUCAUCCCAAUGCUGCAGGUAAAAAAUAAUUAGUCUUCCUUAAACAUAAGUUUCAUGAAUUAUCAACCUGUUUUUGUUAUAGUGCCUCCAUGUGAUCAGUUGAUGUAGUCUUUGCAGUCUGAGGGUAAGAUGUUAAAUGUCUGUUGGAAAGUCGAAAAAAGUGAAUUAUUAAAUAAUACCCCGAUAAAAUCAAAUGCGUGUCUCAGUUUGAUUAUUAAAUAUG
Morone saxatilis (striped sea-bass) is the source of this 1408-nucleotide messenger RNA. RefSeq names its product cephalotoxin-like protein. Lineage: Eukaryota; Metazoa; Chordata; Actinopteri; Moronidae. The record is from RefSeq and is a predicted model, not a curated record.